Messenger RNA from Gopherus evgoodei (Goodes thornscrub tortoise), 4085 nucleotides. It is a transcript of the gene G6PC2, whose product is annotated as glucose-6-phosphatase catalytic subunit 2. Gene Ontology annotation, biological process: glucose 6-phosphate metabolic process; gluconeogenesis. Gene Ontology annotation, molecular function: glucose-6-phosphatase activity. NCBI's taxonomy places the organism in Eukaryota, Metazoa, Chordata, Testudines, Testudinidae. Gene Ontology annotation, cellular component: membrane. The coding region runs from base 2150 to 3217 and encodes 355 amino acids. The record is from RefSeq and is a predicted model, not a curated record. The transcript has 5 exons.
UUCAGAUUUGACAAAUUUAUAAGCAAUUGAAAACAGGGUCUUAUAAUGGGAAGUGCUGGGCAAUCUUAGGUGGGACUGGUAUUGCAUAAAAAGAGCUGGUAAGGGGAGGCUCGAUGAGUCAAGUUUCACUUCUGAAUCCAACCGGGAUUGGUAAAUGACUGAAAGUAAAUCAAUUGGUGGUUUCUGUAUAGUAGACAGGGGACCAGAUCCCCAAAAGUCCUUCCUUAGUCACCUUAGUUGGCAUUAAUUGGCACCUGCGGGCAGUCUACACAGAAAGAUCAAGAACUCAGUGGCUAUGAAGUGUGAUGUGCUCUCAUUCUCGAAGUGGUCCCUCAGAGUAUGGCUGAGGCACAGUGGCAGGGCAGUGUGGAAAGGCUGCUCUACUGUGCCCCUGCUGGACCUUUCUUUAGUUCUUUAGGGAUAUCAAUUUCAACAAUACUAAUUCACUUGAAAAAUAACCCAAAACCUCAAAGAACUAGUCAUCAGUUUAGGAAAUUUUUAAAAUAAAUGUCUUAAAUACCCUAAAUAUGUCUCUAGUGAAGAAAGAUAUUACAUUUAUUUUUUUUAAAUUAGAGAUGGGGCUGAACCAAAGUCCUAUAUCCAAAUCAUAAACUUGGAUUUGAAGUCACAGCUUGAACUUCUUUCUAGAAAGGACUGAAUCCAAGCACCUUGAACUUUGAUUUAGACCCAGAUUUCAACCCCACCUUAUUCUCCAUGUUUGGGAAUAUUGAGAUCUGCCAUUUUAGGAUAUGUCUACACUAUGAUUAAAAAAAACCCGUGGCCCUGAGUUUCUGAACCUGGACUCUAGCCCAGCAGUUCUCAAACUUCAUUGCACCGCGACCCCCUUCUGACAAUAAAAAUGAUUACACAACACUAGGAGCGGGGGCUAAGUCUAAGCCAGUCCUGGUGACCCCAUUGAAAUUGGAUCGCGACCCACUUUGAGAUCCCGACCCACAGUUUGAGAACCGCUGCUCUAGCCUGAGCCCAAAUGUCUAAACUGCAAUUUAAUAGCCCCCGAACCAGUUGCAGCUGUGCUGUGAAUCUUUUAUUGCAGUAUAAGCAUACCCUUAGGGGCCAAACCAAUGCUCUUUGACAUUAAUGAGAGUCUUUCUAUUAUUGAUUUCAGUGGGCAUUGGAUUGGGCCUUUAGUUCUGCCUAUUCAUUAGGUACAUAGGUCAGAGCUAGAGUUUUGGUUCAGGUCCACUUUUUGUUUCCUCAAAGAAAGUAUAUAUUUAAACAUUAAAAACCAGCUUCUGCAAAAUAUUACUUGUUUAAGAUCUACUAUUCCUUUAUCGCAUUCAUAUUAGACUAUGCAAAAUAAUUUAAGGAUGCAGAAGGUUAGGCUUGAGUUGCCUUGGCAGAGUAGACUGCAUAGCCCCUGCUUUAUCCUCUGAAUCACUCCAGUCAAUUCCAUCAUUAUUCUGUGUUAAUUCAUACUGAACAAAUCCAUCCUCAAUGUGUCCUCAGUUAACGUGGUAUCUUGUGUAAAGGAAAUAAAUAAUUAUUUUUUCAACUCUUAGGGGAAAGUUAUCACUUUAGAAAACAAUCUGUCAUUUAAAAUUCUUUUUUUAAUUUAUGUCUGCUGUUUGGAUUUAAUUACAAUUUAAAACAUGUGCCGUGCUAAUAAAUACAGCAAUAUAGCCACAUUCUAUUUCAAAUUAAAAUGCACAAAUUUAAUGACUCUUCUGCUAAGACUAAUUAAUCAUGAAUUCUUUCUAGUCUUUAUAAGGGCAACACUUAAUCAAGCAUACAAAUUACUAGUGUCCAUCCUUCAGAGAAAUGAACUGUGUUAAAAUUCAAGCAAACAUUUUCCGACUGUUCAUACAAAGGGUUGCAUAAGACAGUCAUUGUGUUGCCAUAAAACUUUCCCCAUGAUUUGCUGCUGAUCAGCAUAUACUUCACCUCUUUUCCUCCAAUUAAAAAUUGCAAACAGAAAAGCUUUCCAGCACUAACAGACCCACGUGUCUCCUCAUAGAUGUGGAAAGUCACAUGUUUCAGGAAUGGCCAGACACCCCACUCUGGUACAAUAUAAAAGCAAUGUUAGUCAUUGUCUCUCAUUUUUAAUAGCUCUCCUUUCAUGGUUCUAAUUUUGCCAUUAGGAACUAAACAUUACAGGAACUUUCCUUUUAGUAUAGUGUAACCAAUAAAGAUGGAUCUCCUUCAUAGUAACGGUGUGCUUAUAAUUCAGCAUUUACAGAAGGAUUACAGGUCUUACCAGGAUUUUCUAAAUUUCAUGUCACAAGUAGGAGAUCCCCGGAAUAUAUUUUUAAUAUAUUUUCCUCUUUGGUUCCAACUUAACCAAGUGGUUGGUACUAAAAUGAUAUGGGUGGCAGUCAUUGGAGAUUGGUUCAACCUCAUAUUUAAAUGGAUUUUAUUUGGUCAUCGUCCAUAUUGGUGGGUCCAAGAAACAAUGAUCUAUCCCAAUCAAUCGAGCCCAUGUCUUGAACAAUUUCCUAUAACAUGUGAAACUGGGCCAGGAAGCCCAUCUGGCCAUGCCAUGGGCUCUUCUUGUGUCUGGUAUGUAAUGGUAACAGCAGCACUUAGCUACACGAUGAGGUGGAAAGAUGAAUCUGCAAUUACACUGCACAGACUUACCUGGUCAUUCCUCUGGAGUGUGUUUUGGAUUAUUCAGAUCAGUGUGUGUGUCUCUAGAGUAUUCAUAGCCACACAUUUCCCACAUCAAGUUAUUCUUGGAGUAAUUGGUGGAAUGCUUGUUGCUGAAGCAUUUGAACAUACCCCUGCUAUCCAGACAGCGAACUUGGGAACGUAUAUCAAGACAAAUUUGUUUCUAUUCAUCUUUGCUCUUGGCUUUUACCUGCUUCUCAAACUUAUUGAUGUUGAUCUUCUAUGGUCCGUUCCAAAGGCAAAGAAAUGGUGUGCCAAUCCAGACUGGAUAAACAUUGACACAACUCCAUUCGCUGGACUGGUGAGAAAUUUAGGUGCACUCUUUGGGUUAGGUCUUGGCAUUAAUUCUGAAAUGUUCAUCAUGAGCUGUAAAGGUACAAAUGGAUAUAAGAUGAGUUUCAGACUACUGUGCAUAGCUGCUUCUUUAGUUACCUUGCAGCUGUUUGAUUUUAUCAAGUUACCCACGCAUACUGAGUAUUUGUUUUAUGUUCUUUCUUUUUGUAAAAGUGCAGCCAUACCUCUUACUGUAGUUGCCUUGAUUCCAUACUGCAUGCACUUGUUAAUGAGGCCAACUGAAAAGAAGUUAAAUUAGAUGAACUUUAAAAUGUGGGCGCAUUUAGAUACAGGUGGUGUUCUGUGACCCACUACAUAGGUAAUUAUUUUGGUACUCCAUUCUGAACAGUGGUGGGUGUCACUGUGUGUUUGAUGUGCUCCCGGUAAAUCCCAUGCCCAAAGGCAGUAUAUCCAGGAAUGACACUGUCAUGUCAGAACCACUGAUUGGCUUGCAUUUUGACUUCAUUCCCAGAAGUACUGCAAGGAUUGACAAUGCAGUAUGGCUGCCUAACGCCACUGCAGGUAUACACGUUUUGAUGCGUGUUGGGAUUAGCCACAGUUUGUAGAUUUUCUAGUUCUUGUACACUUUCAAUUGGAUGGUGCUUCAUCUCCCAUAUCAUCAUUUCAUUCCACUUUCCAUUUUAUAUAUAUAUAUAAAUGCUGCAUGUUAAUCUGCUGGAAAAUUAGGUGUGAUAAAAUCACACUAACUCAACCACAUGAAUACAGCCAUGUAGUGUGGUGAAGUUCUGUAUAGUUUGCCAAACUUUAGAUUUAACUUAAGUGUUUUCUGAGUGAAGCAUCUUCUGAGUCAGGAAAGAAGAAGAAAAUAUUUUUAAAAAGAUUAGUCUGAAAUAAUGUAAUUUCAGUCCACUUCAUUCUAUUUCUAGAGCUAUUGACAGAGCAGAUAACUUUGUAUUGAUACGUUGCUUUUUGUAUUUUUCUUUCAAAAAUAACUAAAUGCAAAAUCUUAGAAUUUAUUGCCUUUUCAUUUCAUUUACUAAAACUACUAUACAUUUAACUUUGUGGAAAUUCAUGAACAUAGCACAUCAGGGUAGAGAUAGCUCAGUGGUUUGAGCACUGGCCUGCUAAACCCAGGGUUGUGAGUUCAAUCCUUGAGGGGCCACUUA